Messenger RNA from Exophiala aquamarina CBS 119918, 372 nucleotides. RefSeq lists its product as uncharacterized. The record is from RefSeq and is a predicted model, not a curated record. The transcript has 2 exons. NCBI's taxonomy places the organism in Eukaryota, Fungi, Ascomycota, Eurotiomycetes, Chaetothyriales, Herpotrichiellaceae. The annotation marks the transcript as partial.
UGGUUUUCUCUGAUCGAAACGCUCGGAUGGUUCCAUUCGUUAGACCCGGACUCUCUUGGGCUUCAAGAUUAUGGAAAAAAUGUAGACUUUUACAGUGCAACACGUUUUUCGCCCAUUGAAGCACAGGCAGUCAUCAAACACAAAGACGACGGGUGGAAUUCUCGGGCACGCACAUGCAGGCUUCGACGAGGUGAUAGACUACGUUCGAAAGCACUUAUCGGGAAAUCGGCCGCAAUUGUGCACGGUGACUUUAAAUUUGGCAACGUGAUUCUCCAUCCAACUGAGCCACGUGUCAUUGGUAACCUAGACUGGGAACUCUCCAAGAUUAGCUAUUUUUCUGUGGACCUUGCUUUUACGCUCAGCCCAUUCUUG